This is a messenger RNA of Apus apus (common swift), 5386 nucleotides long. RefSeq names its product arrestin domain-containing protein 3-like. Gene Ontology annotation, cellular component: cytoplasm. NCBI's taxonomy places the organism in Eukaryota, Metazoa, Chordata, Aves, Apodiformes, Apodidae. Gene Ontology annotation, biological process: protein transport. The record is from RefSeq and is a predicted model, not a curated record. The transcript is spliced from 8 exons. Bases 840 to 2102 code for a protein of 420 amino acids.
GCGGCCGUGCCUCGCUCACCUUCCGGCUCUAGCCCGGUUCCCUGCCUACAACCUGCUCAGGACUAGUCGCUUCACAAACAAAAGCUUUGAGCGAGAUCUGUAACUGAGCGACAUGCCGAGCAUUUCCCUGACAGAAUCGUUACUAUUUUUCCUGCUAGCCAGGCAACCCGUAGCUGAAGGGGAGAACCUGUGUCGGCCGCGGCCAGACUCCGGGGCCCGGUGCUCAACCACCCACCGCCUCAUUUCAGCUGCCAGCUCCUUCCGAGACACCUCCCGGCCAGCCAACCAGGACACCCAGGCCGUGCUAGGCAACGAGAACGAGACGCCCGCCGGACAAGGAGCCCUCACACAUCCCACCGUAGACGUUUUUCUCUUGGUUCCUCGGUACCUAUCUCAACACCGCACUGCAGACUCACAGCGAAGCCCUAGCUUCACCAGGGAAUACUCUGGCUUUCUACGCGCGACUGAAGCAAUAACAAAAAAACCCCACACACCACAGAGAAAAUACGCGCAAGCAACGGAGGAAACCGCCGCCAUGACUCGACUCACGCAUGCGCGGUGGGGUUGUUUUUCACAAAGCUGUUCUUAAAGUGAGCUGGCAGCGUGUUGUCUUUGUAAGGAGAUCUUGGUGCUGGGCCGUUGUCGCUACUGUCACCACCAACUAAGUUGGGGGUAUCUCAGUAAUUCCGAUGAAGCGUUUGUAGGGGACGCGCUGAUCUUGUUGGCAAGCUCUUUGCGUGGCAGAAGCGUUCGGUGUAAAGUGAAGAUCGCAUUUUGUAUGAGACCUUGCCUUUUUUUUUUUUUUUCCAGGUUUUUUUUUGAUACACUUGUUAUAAAAUAUGGUGCUGGGGAAGGUGAAGAGUUUGACUAUAAGCUUUGACUGUCUCAAUGACAGUAAUAUUCCCGUCUAUUCUAGCGGGGACACAGUCGCAGGAAGGGUCAGUUUAGAAGUUACUGGGGAAAUUAGAGUAAAAUAUCUUAAAAUUCAUGCAAGAGGGCAUGCAAAAGUACGUUGGACUGAAUCUAGAAAUGCUGGAUCCAACACUGCCUAUACGCAAAGUUAUACUGAAGAAGUAGAGUAUUUUAACCAUAAGGACGUUCUACUUGGGCAUGAAAGAGAUGAUGACAAUUCUGAAGAAGGUCUUUACACCAUUCAUUCAGGAAGGCAUGAAUAUGCAUUCAGCUUUGAGCUUCCACAGAUACCACUUGCUACCUCAUUCGAAGGCAGACAUGGCAGUGUGCGCUAUUGGGUGAAAGCUGAAUUGCAUAGGCCUUGGCUUCUACCAAUAAAAUUAAAGAAGGAAUUUACAGUCUUUGAACAUAUAGAUAUCAACACUCCUUCAUUACUGUCACCCCAAGCAGGCACAAAAGAAAAGACUCUAUGUUGUUGGCUUUGUACCUCAGGCCCAAUAUCCUUAAGUGCCAAAAUUGAAAGAAAGGGCUACACCCCAGGUGAAUCAAUUCAGAUCUUUGCUGAGAUUGAGAAUUGCUCUUCCCGUAUGGUGGUGCCAAAGGCAACCAUUUACCAAACACAGGCCUUCUAUGCCAAAGGGAAAAUGAAGGAAGUCAAACAGCUUGUUGCCAGCCUCCGUGGGGAAUCCUUGUCAUCUGGCAAAACAGAAACUUGGAAUGGCAAACAGUUGAAAAUUCCACCUGUUUCCCCUUCAAUCCUUGACUGUAGUAUAAUCCGUGUGGAGUAUUCACUUAUGGUAUAUGUUGAUAUUCCGGGAGCCAUGGAUUUAUUCCUUAACUUGCCACUGGUCAUUGGUACCAUUCCUCUACAUCCAUUUGGUAGCAGAACAUCAAGUGUGAGCAGCCAGGGUAGCAUGAACAUGAAUUGGCUUGGUCUGACACUGCCUGAAAGACCAGAAGCACCUCCUAGCUAUGCAGAAGUGGUCACAGAGGAAAACAGACAGUCCAGCAUUGCACCUAUAGCUGCUUUUGAUGAUUUUGAGAGUGUACUUCAAGGACCAUUGUUGGCAUACAUCCAGGAGUUCCGUUUUCUGCCUCCACCCUUAUAUUCCGAAAAUCAUAGAAUGCCAGUUUGGAAGGGACCUCAAGGAUCAUCUGGUCCAACCUUUUUGGGUAAUACUAUAGUUUAAAUGAGAUGGCUCAGCACCCUGUCAAACUGAGACGUAAAACUGUCCAAUGUGGGGGAAUCUACCACUUCCCUUGGGAGACUAUUCCAAUGUUUUACUGUCCUCAUGGUGAAAAAUUUACCUCGUGUCCAAUCAGAAUCUCCCCAGGAGCAAAUUGUGCGUAUUACCCCUUGUCUUUUCCAUGUGACUCCUUGUAAAUAGGGAGCCUCCAUCUUCUUGGUAGCCACCCUUUAAGUACUGGAACACGGUAAUAAGGUCUCCCCAAAGCCUUCUUUUCUCAAGGCUGAACAAACCUGUUUUUCUUAGCCUCUCCUCAUAUGGCAGGUCCUCCAGUCCUCUGAUCAUCCUCGUGGCCCUUCUCUGAACCCUCUCCAGCCUGUCCGCAUCCUUUUUGUAGAGCGGGAACCAAAACUGAAUGCAAUACUCCAGGUGUGGUCUGACAAGCACCGAAUAGAGAUGAUGACUUCUUUAUCUCUGCUGGUGAUGCUCUUGUUGAUGCAGCCCAGCAUCCUGUUGGCUUUCUUUGCUGCUGCAGCACACUGUUCACUCAUGUUGAGCCUGUUAUCCACCAGGACCCCCAGGUCCCUUUCCACAGGGCUGCUCUCCAGGUGUAAGAUCUUACACUUCUCCCUGUUGACCUUUAUAAGGUUCCUGCUAGCCCACUCCUCCAGCCUGUCUAGGUCAUCCUGGAGGGUGGCCCUCCCUUCUGGAGUGUCAACCUUUCCACUCAUCUUGGUAUUGUCAGCAAACUUCAUCAGGGUGCUCUUGAUCCCAACAUCCAGGUCACUUAUGAAGAUGUUAAACAGCAUAGGGCCCAAUAUCGAUCCCUGGGGGACCUCACUUGUGACCGGUUGCAAGUUUGAGGAGGAACUAUGUACUAUCACCCUCUGGGUACAGUCUGUCAGCCAGUUCCCCACCCCCACUGCACAGACCACUUGUCAAGGCUGUAAUAAGUCCAUUUCUACAGGAGGAGGCUGUGGGGGGACCAUAUCAAAAGCCUUGGAAAAGUCCAGAUAGACGAUGUCCACCACUUGCCCUUCAUCAACUGAGCAGGUUACUUUGUUGUAGAAGGCAAUCAGGUUUGUCAAGCACGAUUUGCCCCUGGUAAAUCCACGUUGGCUUUUCCCAAUCAUGUGCUUCAAUGGACUUGUGAACAGUCCACAGGAGGUUUUGCUCCAUGAAUUUCCCAGGGACCGAAGUGAGGCUAAUGGGUCUAUAAUUACCUGGCUCCUCCUCGGAACCCUUCUUAUAGAUGGGGGUGACAUUAGUCUUCCUCCAGUCCUCAGGAAUGUCUCCCGAUCUCGACAGCUUCUCAAAUAUUAUGGAGAGCACCUUUGCAACAUCAGCCAGCUCUCCGAACACCAUAGGGUGGAUGGCAUCCGGGCCCAUCAAUUUGUAUGGGUCAAGCUCCUGUAAUAGUUGACACGCCAACUCUUCCUUCACUGAUGGUGGGUCAGUGUCUGUAUCAACCUGGACUUUUGUUCCUAUGGCCUGGGACCCAACAGCACUGGUAAAGACAGAGGUGAAGAAGGUGUUGAGGACCUCUGCCUUUUCAGCAUUGCUGGUGACUAAUUCACCUCUCCUGUUUAACAGUGGGCCAAUAUUAUUCCUCUGUUUCUGUUUGUGGUUAACAUAUCUGAAGAACCCGUUCUUGAAGUUUUUGACAUCUCUGGCCAAUGUCAGCUCACGCUGAGCUUUUACUUUCCUAACUGCAUCUCUGCAUGCCCUGUCAAUGUUUUUGUAAUUUGCAACAAGUAAUGUUCCACUUUUCCGCCUCUGGUACAUUUCCCUUUUGGUUCUGAGCAGACCCAGAAGCUCACCGUUAAGCCAAGGGGGUCUCUUGCUCUGCCUACUUCUGUUGCCUUUACAGGGGAUGAACUGGUUUUGCAUGUCUCGAAAAAUUCCCAGCACUCACUAGCCCCUUUACUCUCCACGGAAGCUUCCCACGGGAUCCCUUCCAACUGAGCCUGAAGCGAGCUGAAUUUUGCUUUUCUAAAAUCUAAAACCUUUUUCCUGGAAUUAACCUUCAUUGUACUCAGCAGUAUCCCAAACUCCACAAUAUUGUGGUCACUGCAGCUGAGUCUGUCACUAACCAAGAUAUUACAGAGCAGGUUUUCUUGGUUAGUGAGUAGUUAAGUCCAGCUGUGCCCCAUUCCUGGUUGGCACAUCCAACAUUUGUGUGAGGAAGCAGUCUUCUACACAUUCCAGGAACUUGAUGUAUGACAGGUCAACUGCAGUGUUGUUCUUCCAGCAAAUGUCUAGGUGGUUAAAGUCUCCCAUAAGGAGUAGGUCUUGUUGACCUGAAGCUUCCCUGAGCGACCCGAGUAUCACUUCAUUGGUCACGUUGUCUUGAUUUGGGGGUCGGUAAUAGAUGCCUACUGUAAGGUCUCCCUUGGAGAUGACCCCUCUCAUUUUGACCCAGAAGCAUUCAGUAGGGCUACCACAAUUACCGUAGUAAUAGGUACUUUAACAUUUAGAAAGAAGCAUGUUGUUAUUUUUUUUUCUAAACAAAAGGCUCUAUGAAGUUAACUGAUGCAAUGUUGUCUAAAAGAUGCACUGUACACUUAAACUAUUCUUACCAUCCAGUUUUAGCAGGCUGUACCUCUACUUUCUCCUAUAGAAAGGAAGAAGAAGUAAGUUUUAGAACACAUGAACUUUUGAAAUAUCUCAUAGGAUAUUUGAGGAUUAAUUACUUCUAGUUUAAAAAAAUCAAAUUAUUUUCUAUUGAUAACUUUUUGCCUUUGUCGCGGGCCGGUAUUGGGGGGCUACCGGCUGUCAGGAUGGUUCCGCAACUUCCUCCCCCAGUGUGGAGAGGUUUAUGAAUGAGACUGAGGGUCACACGUGGCGUUUGCCUCUCAGAGAGGAACGGCCACUGCGGGACCGUGUCUUAGAGGGUAGAUUAGAAUACCCUCCCACCACGCUCACAAAUUGUUACUGAGACCAAUGUUUAGUUUACGAAUUAAUCGGUUUAUUAAGGGUCAACACAAACUAAGGGAUCAAGGUUCAGGAGAGGUUGUCUAGGUGUAUAUUGGAAAAGGGAUUCAAAGGUACUGUGGUCUUAUUAAAUGCACACUCCGAGGAUGAGUGUAAGCCUUUUCAAGAAACUUCUCUACGUCUCUCAAAUCAAUUAAAUAUUUCUUAAGUUACAUUUCUAGUGAUGCAUGUCAAGUAAUCUUUUUUUAUAUAUUGGAUAACUCAAGACUUCUGUGCUAGUAAAGCAGAAUUUUUUAAAGUUUUAUAUUAGUUGUUCAUGUUUAUAUUUAAAUUGCCAUCAACCUGUAGUUUAA